This is a messenger RNA of Trichoderma harzianum CBS 226.95, 818 nucleotides long. RefSeq lists its product as hypothetical. The record is from RefSeq and is a predicted model, not a curated record. NCBI's taxonomy places the organism in Eukaryota, Fungi, Ascomycota, Sordariomycetes, Hypocreales, Hypocreaceae. Bases 129 to 701 code for a protein of 190 amino acids. The transcript is spliced from 2 exons.
ACAUUCUUCUUUUUCCCUCUUGUCCAACAUGGGGUUUUAUUCUCGCGAUAAUCUUCAACGAGACGUUCCUCCGAAUUAGCCUUGCGGCAGAAGCUGGCACAUGUCAAGUGCCAGAAACGCAAAGGCAAAUGUGCCUCCAAGCUCAAACCCAGCUCAGCACAAGCCAUCCUAUACCAUCCAGCCCCAGUACAAAUACUCCAUUCACGAUGUGCAUCCGCUUCCCGAUUCUUCCGCCAUGCGCCGUGCUACGAUCCAAUCCAUGGGCUCACCCGACGCUAUACAAAGAGCGACAUAUACAUCGCCAAGUCAGCCGCCCAUCAACCUCCUACAAUCAACCACGUCGACAUUGCACAGACUUCACCAAAGCACCGGCACAGAAACCAAACAGGAAAUAUCAUCUCAAGCGUCGUCGUCAUGUUAUACAAUGCAUCCUACACUACAUACGAUUUCCUGGCGUCCUCCAGCAGGCCCGCCCUCCAUGCCUCGCAUCCUCCUCAAGUAUCAAAGCAUCAAGCAAAAUAGCAACAAGAAAAAAUGCGAAUGAUGCAGCGCGAUUCCAGCAAAAAAAAGCUUCCGCAAACCCUGUCGUUACCGGCCCAAACUCCCCAGCGCCUCUUUUGUCCACCCAAAACGUCCAUGGCCCUCGGACUGAUUCAUCCGCGCCUUGCCCUGGCUCCUGUACCCCGGCCGCUCGCUGCUAAAAAGCAGACAACUCGAAAUAUUACUUGGCCAAGAAAAAAAAACACACGCCGCUCUCUCUAGCUUGCUACGCUCGGUGUAGACCUCAGCCGGUACCCAAACCAAAUCAUUACCGGCGC